AUGCUCCUCCACGACGACCACGAUGCUUCGUCUCCAUCCAGAAACUCCUCCCCCGAUGUCGUCCUUAUGGUCGCCAAUCCAGAUGUCGAACGAGUGGAAAGAGGAACAAGUCCUCACCGACCAGAUGCUGGACGAAUUGAUAGAGGAACAAGUCCUCAACAACCAGGAUCUACCGGGGUCCUCCUCACCCCUCAUAUCAACAACUUCUCCGACGACGACGCCGAAGACUACGCCAAGUUCAAGGAAAGGGAAAGAACCCGAAGACCCUCACCGGAGAGGGCCUCACGAGAUGCACCACGGCAUGAAAGUUCUGAUGACCGAAACCAGUCGAGCCUUGGCCAAUUACCAGUGGGAGUUCCACCUCCUAGUGAAGGCACGCCAAAUAGUAGAGUUGCAGGUCCCUCGGGAUUUCGAGCAAGAACGGCAGCUCAACUCCCAAGCCAUGGAGAAGCUGAACCAAUACCAGUUCUAUCAGAAACUGCACCUCCGCCAGUACCAACUAGUGGACCGAUUCCCAGCUCCAUGGGAGGACCUACCCCUCGUACAGAUCCUCACGCCGGAGAACUGGAGCGACACGCGGACGCGCUCCUCCAGCGGAACACCAUCUCCGCGGUAAUACAAAUGGCCACAGCCAUGGCCCUCCAAAGACUCGCUAACUUCUCGGCAGGACAACCCGGGAAUGAACAUAGCGACGUACCUCGACGACUGGCUAGUGCCACCCUCCUCAUCCACCCUGACGAGUUCUCCCAAUACGUCAACCGAGAGCUCCUUCCAGCUCUCCUCUUCGGAGGAGAAUUGGGAAACGUCCAGCCAAGCAGAACCAACCCUUUCCGAGUUGUCACUUGGAACGUACCACGUCCCGGAGAACAUCCCACGCCUGUACCAAAUCCAAGGAGGGUUCCGCGUAUGGUCGUGGAGCGCCCUCCACCGAGACAACGAGAGGUUCCUACAGCGCAUAGCCAUACCGCGACUCCCCCCUCUCACCGGAUACGAGGUUUUCCCUUAUCCCAAGGAAAUACCGACGAGGAGGAACCGCCCGUCUAUCGAAGAAAUGAGGGAAGGCGGAGUCGGGGAAACCAGGCAACCCUUGGACGCGGAACAACUGCUGGCCGGAGUAUUCGACACCGGCCUGGAUCGCCUCCUCCUAGUGCUCGACUUCGUACGCACGAAAGAGAGGAUAACCGAAGUAGCCGCAGAACUCGCCGCACUGAUUCGGAGGCUCGAAGAAAUAGCUCGUGGACUAGAUCCGAGCUCGAUGCAUGGGAUGCUCUAGACGAUCCCGGAAAUUACGACGAAGCGGACCCCUACUAUCGACCUGACGAAGGGGGCGGGGAUUAUCAAGGACCCUUCGAUUAUUAA
Heterobasidion irregulare TC 32-1 is the source of this 1359-nucleotide messenger RNA. RefSeq lists its product as uncharacterized. Lineage: Eukaryota; Fungi; Basidiomycota; Agaricomycetes; Russulales; Bondarzewiaceae. The record is from RefSeq and is a predicted model, not a curated record. The transcript is spliced from 2 exons. The coding region runs from base 1 to 1359 and encodes 452 amino acids.